AUGGCGCGGCGGGGCACGGAGUUCUUCCCGGACCUGGGCGCGCACUGCGACGAGGCCGAGUGCAACCAGCUGGACUUCCUCCCCUUCGAGUGCGACGGGUGCGGCGGGUCCUUCUGCGCGGCGCACCGCACGUACCGAGACCACGGCUGCGCCAAGGCCGCCGACCCGGGCCGCACCGUCGUGCUGUGCCCGGACUGCGGUGACUCCGUCGAGCGGGCGGCCCCAGGGCAGGCCGAACGGGACAUCCUGUACGCGCACGCGCGAUCGGGCCGCUGCGACCCGGCGAGGAAGCGCAAGCCGCAGUGCCCCGCGCCGCAGUGCAAGGAGGCGCUCACCUUAUGCAACACAACGCAGUGCAAGGGGUGCGACCUCAAGGUGUGCCUCAAGCAUCGGUUCCCGGCGGACCACGACUGCGCCGGCGCGGCGGCGGGAGGCUGUAAUGCCGCCUUCCACGGUGCAAUUUGCGGUGUUGUGGAACUCAUGAACAUUCAAAUGGCAUAUGACAAAGUUGACACAAAAUCAAGCCCGUGCAGUUUGAGCAUUGGCACCCAAGUGUGA
This is a messenger RNA of Setaria italica (foxtail millet), 558 nucleotides long. RefSeq names its product zinc finger AN1 domain-containing stress-associated protein 17-like. The record is from RefSeq and is a predicted model, not a curated record. NCBI's taxonomy places the organism in Eukaryota, Viridiplantae, Streptophyta, Magnoliopsida, Poales, Poaceae. The transcript is spliced from 2 exons. Gene Ontology annotation, cellular component: cytoplasm. The coding region runs from base 1 to 558 and encodes 185 amino acids. Gene Ontology annotation, molecular function: zinc ion binding.